Messenger RNA from Populus euphratica (Euphrates poplar), 874 nucleotides. RefSeq names its product peptidyl-prolyl cis-trans isomerase CYP22-like. The coding region runs from base 71 to 499 and encodes 142 amino acids. The transcript is spliced from 6 exons. Lineage: Eukaryota; Viridiplantae; Streptophyta; Magnoliopsida; Malpighiales; Salicaceae. Gene Ontology annotation, molecular function: peptidyl-prolyl cis-trans isomerase activity; cyclosporin A binding. Gene Ontology annotation, cellular component: cytoplasm; intracellular membrane-bounded organelle. The record is from RefSeq and is a predicted model, not a curated record. Gene Ontology annotation, biological process: protein peptidyl-prolyl isomerization; protein folding.
CCAAAAAGACAGAGAGAGAGAGAGAGGUGAGCAAGCGAAACAGUGAGAGCUAGAGAAGUUCAGUGCUUCAAUGGCGUCAGGAGGAGGAGGGAGUGUAGAGUGGCACUUGAGACCACCAAACCCUAAAAACCCAAUUUUUUUCUUCGAUAUUACAAUCGGCACCAUCCCUGCUGGUCGUAUCAAAAUGGAGCUCUUCGCUGAUAUUGCCCCGAAAACCGCCGAAAAUUUCUGGCAGUUUUGUAAAGGCGAGUACAGAGUGAUUAAGGAUUUUAUGGUUCAAGCUGGUGAUUUUCUCAAGGCAAAUAGUGGGCCAAAUACCAAUGGUUGUCAGUUUUUCAUCACUUGUGCAAAAUGGGACUGGCUUGACAAUAAGCAUGUUGUAUUUGGGAGGGUGCUUGGAGAUGUUCUUUUGGUUAUUCGAAAGAUAGAGAAUGUGGCAACAGGACCCAACAACCGACCAAAACUGCCAUGUGUUAUUGCAGAAUGCGGAGAAAUGUAGAGGUUGAGCUCAAGAGGAACAUUUCUUUAGGACAAUAUCAUCAUCUUAAUUGACUGCUGACCUUUGACCUACCUACAUGGAUGUGUUUUUGUAUUCCUUCUCAAAAUGGUGGCGGGGAGGGAAGAACUGACUCUCUGAAUGCAUUAACUACAAGUAAAAAAAAAGAGAGUAGUUUUAAUGUUUUCUGCUUCGGUUUCUGAAGUGAAUGUUAGAAUGGAUAAUAUUUGGGUUGCAUAGGAUAGAUGUGGAAUGCUUUAGAUUUUUGUAUUUUAGGGUAUGGUUUUGAUUGUAGUUUCUGAAAAAAACUUGUGAUUGGAUAAAUCUCGAGCACAGAUCAUUUUAUUUGGAAAAGUGCAUUUUAGUCCCUACAUUUCC